Molecule: messenger RNA, 1462 nt
Organism: Mercenaria mercenaria
Lineage: Eukaryota; Metazoa; Mollusca; Bivalvia; Venerida; Veneridae
Product: perlucin-like protein
Exons: 5
Coding region: 156-620 (154 amino acids)
Source: RefSeq, a predicted model, not a curated record
UUAUGUAAUCUUUGGCAAAAUGACUAACUACAUGUAGUUGUUGUAAAACAAAAUGGACAAGUAAGAAAAUCUUCCUGGAUUAUUAGUGAAUAAUUACCUCGAUCUACGCCAAAAGAUCAGUUUGCUGUGAUUUCAAACUAAAGGAAGUCUGGAAAAUGAAUACGAGUAUAUUAAUACUGUUCGUGGCAAUAUCACCGGGUAUAAUACAAGUAGCCAUUGCAGGCUGCUGUCCGGAUGGAUGGAUGCCACACAAAUCCCGUUGUUACUAUGUUGGUUAUGAAACAAAGCUGACGUUUUCCGCGGCAAUGGUUUAUUGCCAUGUCCGGGGUGCGCAACUCGUACAGUUUGAAUCUUAUGGAGAGUAUUCAUUUUUGAGAAAUUUGCUAAAGAAAACGCAAGCAUCAGAUGCUUGGAUAGGGUUAUCUGACCAGAAACACGAAGGCAUCUGGCAAUGGAUAGGCUCUAAAGGAUUUGCAACAUUUUCAGACUGGGCACCAAACGAACCGAAUAGCGCCAAUGGCGGUGAAGACUGCGUAGGAUUUUUUGCAUCUGAAGACUACAAGUGGAAUGACUUUUCUUGCACAGAUAAGUUGAUACCCGUAUGCGAGAAGUCAUCAUAGUUCUAUAGGUGCAUACAAAGAAGCGUUAAUACCGUGAUAAAGCCAGAGCGACAUUCCAACAGCUUCUUUUUUCAAACUAUAAAACAGUUUUUAUUUGUACUGCUCCCUGAACUCGUUUUCGAUAAUUUCCUAAAAAAAUAUAAUUGAUACAGCUUUGUCAACAGAAAUACUUUAAACCAUCGCGCAUCUGUUGCCACAAAUUUCAAACAACAAUUAAGUAAACAGUGCAUCAAAUUUAUUUUCAAAUUACGUAUUGCUAUUCAGAUAAGUAUGAAAUUGAUAAGUGUAUCAUUUUGAACUGUUGCUGUUGCAAGAUAAUAAAAUAACACAGCAAUGUUGUUAACACUUCUUGAUAUACCAGAUCCUUUACCUAAAAUUGAAACAAAUGUAAAGGGGUGAGAUUUUACCUGUUUCAUGUGAAACAAUAUCUAAAUGAAUGUGAUAACAAUGUUGAAUUUCUUUUCCGAUUAAUCACAGAAGAAAACUUUCAAUCAAAUGUUACUUCUAAUAAAUAACUGAAAAGCCUAGGUGCUCUCCCGAGCAUUGGUUUUUUAGGUGUGAGUAAAACCAGCGACCUUCCGUAAUCCAGAUGGAUGGCUUCUUCACAUGAAUACAUAAAUACAUGUAAUGAUUAUUUCGGACCAAGAUCGGCGAAGAGUAACUGAUUGGAUGCCAGCGACUUUUAGCUAUUCGGACAAGGAGCCAAUCUGUGUCGACUUUGUGUGUAUGUAUGUAUAUAGAAUCUGAUGUUGAACUUGUUUGGAAAGAAACGAUGUAUUCAAGUAUGCAUACAUUCAGUAUAUUUUCAAAUUCAUGCGGAAUUUCGUCUCUCCAUAUUGCUA